AUGACUAAAAAUAAGAGUUUUAAAUAUCUUACAGGCAUAAGUAUUAAAGAAGGAUAUAAAGAUCCCAUUAGUUCUCAAAUUUUCCAGAAACAAAACAAAUAUGGGUUUCUACCAAAUUCUUCAGAUGCUCCAAUUCUUUGUGCUGGUUGUGGGACACCAGCAGAAUUAUAUACCACGGAAUUAGUGAGGUUCAACUAUUUUGAUAUACAGCUUGCAACAGAUGACUUCUCAAAGAAUAACUUAUUAGGUGAAGGUGGAUAUGGUCGUGUAUACAAGGGCAUGCUUAAAGAUGGGCAACAAAUAGCUGCUAAGGUAAGGAGAGAAGAAAGUAAACAAGGCUUUUCUGAAUUUAGUUCUGAGGUUUACGUGUUGAGUCUUGCUCGUCACAAGAAUAUAGUGAUGCUUUUGGGAUUCUGCUUCAAAGAAAGGUUAAAUAUUCUGGUAUAUGAAUAUAUUUGCAACAAGUCUCUUGAAUGGCAUCUAUUCGAUAAAAAAGCCGAAGUUCUCGAGUGGCACCAAAGAUACGCCAUUGCCAUUGGAACUGCGAAAGGAUUGCGUUUUCUACACGAAGAAUGUCGUGGAGGUCCUAUCAUUCAUCGAGACAUGAGACCUAGCAAUAUACUACUCACUCAUGAUUUUGUUCCAAUGCUAGGUGACUUUGGCCUUGCCAAAUGGAAGACUAGUGAUAAGACACUGCAAACAAGGAUAAUGGGCACAUUAGGAUACCUUGCCCCUGAAUAUGCUGAGGACGGUAUAUUUUCUGUGCAAAUAGAUGUGUAUGCUUAUGGGAUUGUUCUUUUACAAUUGAUAACAGGACGCAAGGCCAUUUCUAGUCCAGAGCAACAUCUCUCCCUUCGACAAUGGGCAGAGCCCAAAAUUGAGAAGUUAGCAUUUCAUGAACUUGUAGAUUCCCGUUUGGGGGAGUCAUAUAACUCAGAUGAGCUAUACGUAAUGGCCAAGGUAGCAUACCAUUGCGUGCAAAGAGAUCAUGAGAAGCGACCGUCGAUUGGAGAGGUUGUACGCCUUCUUGAGAGACAGAAUGACUAUUUCAGUUUCAUUGGAGAACAAUCAGUAUCAAAAUAUAUUACAUGA
This is a messenger RNA of Abrus precatorius (Indian licorice), 1092 nucleotides long. RefSeq names its product proline-rich receptor-like protein kinase PERK13. Gene Ontology annotation, molecular function: protein kinase activity; ATP binding. The record is from RefSeq and is a predicted model, not a curated record. NCBI's taxonomy places the organism in Eukaryota, Viridiplantae, Streptophyta, Magnoliopsida, Fabales, Fabaceae. Gene Ontology annotation, biological process: protein phosphorylation. The transcript is spliced from 6 exons. Bases 1 to 1092 code for a protein of 363 amino acids.